CACAGCUGGGCCAGAGAAACAUCCGCGAGACUUCACCACAGACACGCCUGACUCACCUGCACAGACAUGGAGGACGACAUCUCUGCCCUCGUUGUUGAUAAUGGCUCCGGUAUGUGCAAAGCGGGUUUCGCCGGAGACGAUGCCCCCCGUGCCGUCUUUCCCUCCAUCGUCGGUCGCCCGAGGCACCAGGGUGUGAUGGUGGGAAUGGGACAGAAGGACAGCUAUGUGGGAGACGAGGCUCAGAGCAAGAGAGGCAUCCUGACCCUGAAGUACCCCAUCGAGCACGGCAUCGUCACAAACUGGGACGACAUGGAGAAGAUCUGGCAUCACACCUUCUACAAUGAGCUGCGUGUUGCUCCUGAGGAGCAUCCAGUGCUGCUGACCGAGGCUCCUCUCAACCCCAAAGCCAACAGGGAGAAGAUGACACAGAUUAUGUUCGAGACCUUCAACACUCCUGCCAUGUAUGUGGCCAUCCAGGCCGUGCUGUCGCUGUAUGCUUCUGGUCGUACCACAGGUAUUGUGAUGGACUCGGGUGACGGUGUCAGCCACACUGUGCCCAUUUACGAGGGCUACGCUCUGCCUCACGCCAUCCUCCGUCUGGAUCUGGCUGGCAGAGAUCUGACAGACUACCUGAUGAAGAUCCUGACGGAGCGAGGCUACAGCUUCACCACCACUGCCGAGCGUGAGAUCGUGCGUGACAUCAAGGAGAAGCUCUGCUACGUGGCUCUGGACUUUGAGCAGGAGAUGCAGACAGCAGCUUCCUCUUCCUCCCUGGAGAAGAGCUACGAGCUUCCUGAUGGACAAGUCAUCACCAUCGGCAAUGAGCGGUUCCGCUGUCCCGAGGCGCUCUUCCAGCCUUCGUUCAUUGGUAUGGAGUCAGCUGGUAUCCACGAGACGACCUACAACAGCAUCAUGAAGUGUGACGUGGACAUCCGUAAGGACCUGUACGCCAACACUGUGCUGUCCGGUGGCACCACCAUGUACCCCGGCAUCGCCGACCGCAUGCAGAAAGAGAUCACUGCCCUGGCCCCGCCCACCAUGAAAAUUAAGAUUAUCGCUCCCCCCGAGAGGAAGUACUCCGUCUGGAUUGGUGGCUCCAUCCUGGCCUCUCUCUCGACUUUCCAGCAGAUGUGGAUCAGCAAGCAGGAGUACGAUGAGUCCGGCCCCGCCAUUGUUCACCGCAAGUGCUUCUAAAAUGCUUCCGUGCUCCUCCCCCUCUGCCCUGGCAGGAGUCGCCGUACUUCCACUGUCCCAGCUAGACGUGCGUCUGGUUUGUCUCACAUGGACACGCCUGAAGAUGCUGUGAAUACGACGAAUCAGGUUCAAGUUUUAGUGUUACAGUAAACGUUUCACUUCAACCACAUUUAAAACGCACUUAACAAUUCUGGUCCAGUUUGAGCUGUUGCAAACGGUUAGUCAAGAAUUUCCACUGCAUCUCUCUGGUCAUACAACCUGUCAUGAAACUCUACAAA
This is a messenger RNA of Pelmatolapia mariae (spotted tilapia), 1472 nucleotides long. Its product is annotated as actin, cytoplasmic 1-like. The coding region runs from base 67 to 1194 and encodes 375 amino acids. The transcript is spliced from 9 exons. NCBI's taxonomy places the organism in Eukaryota, Metazoa, Chordata, Actinopteri, Cichliformes, Cichlidae. The record is from RefSeq and is a predicted model, not a curated record.